Messenger RNA from Theobroma umbraticum, 936 nucleotides. The record is from RefSeq and is a predicted model, not a curated record. Lineage: Eukaryota; Viridiplantae; Streptophyta; Magnoliopsida; Malvales; Malvaceae.
AUGAGCGACACGCCCUCCGACCCCGGCGCUGCCGGUGUCCCGCUGUUCCUGCGCCGUUGCGGCUACGGCCCCGACGACGCACUGUCCGAUCUGCGCCGACGCGGAGAGAUCGUCCCGCCCGAGAUCCUCGGGCCGGCCGAGAACGCCUUCCUGCUCACGCGCUACGACGACGUCCGUCAGGUCCUCGGUGACACCCAGACCUUCACCAACACCGCGGACGUCACCGGAGGACAGGCUCCCGAGACGACCACGGAGGCCGCCCGCGAGGGCCGGCUGAUGCGCCAGGACCCCCCGCAGCACACGCGGCUGCGCCGCAUGCUCGCGGCGGAGUUCACCGGCCGGCGCGUGCAGCGCCUCGCACCGCGGGUGACCGAGGUCGUCGAGGGGCGGCUCGACGCCCUCGAACAGGCCGGGCCGCCGGCGGAGCUCGUCGAGCAGUACUGCCUGCCGAUCCCCUCGCUGAUGAUCUGCGAGCUGCUCGGGGUCGCCUACUCCGACCGCGCGGAGUUCCAGGAGCGCAGCCGGCGCAUGUUCGACUUCGCCAUCGCGCCCGACGAGCGUGCGGCCCUCGAGGCGGACAGCGAGCGGUUCAUGUCGGCGCUGGUCGACGCCGCGCGGGCGGAUCCCGGCGACGACCUGCUCGGCAUGCUGAUCCGCGAGCACGGCGACGAGCUCGGCCACGCGGAGCUGGUGGCGGUGGCGGGCGACCUGCUCGUGGCGGGGCACGAGACCACGGCGAACAUGAUCUCGAUGUCGAUCCUGGCGCUGCUGCAGCACCCCGAACAGCUCGCCCUCGUCCGCGACCGCCCCGGCGCCGAGGCCAGGGCGGUGGAGGAGCUGCUGCGCUGGCUGUGCGUCGUGCCGAUCGUGCUCCCCCGGGUGGCCGUGGCCGACACCGCGAUCCGGGGCGUACCGGUCCCCUCCGGCUCGGUCAUG